CGUCCCCCGUCCCCUCUCAGCUCCUCUCAGCGUCCCCAGCAGGUGAUCUGUAAACGUCCUGAGGACCGCCCAGUGAAAAAGAUCUCUGCUGAUCACUUGAAGGCUGCCAGAGACGUGUUGAACACUCAGAGAGACAGAUUUAGUUUAGCUGCAGCCGGAGAAACACAGUCCCAACCGGCUCCUCAGAGCAGAGACCACUUCUUCUUCUUCUUCUUCGUCUCCGGCACAGAAUGGAGAUUUCUGUAGAAGAAGAGGACGGCGGCAGCCCGCCCCCCAACCUGGACUACCAGGGCGCCCACCAGGCCUUCAAGGACCGCUGGAAGGAGACGGAUGACAGCAUGUGCCGCCACAGCAUGUCCUUCCACCUGCACCACGCGCUCAGGAGCGAGUUCUUCGCCAGCUACCUCUACCUGCUGGAGAAGACCCCCGUGGUGAAGCUGUUCCCCGUCACCUGCGAGUACAUCAAAGGGGAGAAGCAGUUUUACUACCGAGCUCAGCGGUUCUACGAGGACGUCCCCGCCUCGGAGGAGGGCAUGCUGGGAGACUUCGUGGAGAUUUGCAACGUGGAUCUGGAAGCUUCCCGGCAGUUUCUCAAGAGGUUUGUGGGUGGUCCGGGGAAGGCCGGUACUCACUGCGCCCUGGACUGUGGCUCCGGGAUCGGCCGUGUGACUCGAGGCGUCCUCCUUCCCGUGUUCGAGAAGUGCGAGAUGGCGGACAUGAUGGAGCACUUCCUGCUGCACGCUCACGAGGAAUACCUGGGCGACGCCGCCGACCGCAUCGAGACGUACUACUGCUACAACCUGCAGGAGUUCACGCCGCCCAAAAACAAGUACGACGUCAUCUGGAUGCAGUGGGUGGCCUGCCACCUGACAGACAAGGACCUGAUGAACUUCCUGUUCCGCUGUAAGAAGAGUCUGCGUCCCAACGGCGUCAUCAUCAUGAAGGACAAUAUGGCGCGGCAGGGCUGCAAGCUGGACCCCAUCGACAGCAGCAUCAGCCGCCACCUGGACAUCAUGAAGAACAUCAUCCUGAAGGCCGGCCUGGAGGUCCUGGAGGUGCAGCGGCAGGAGGGCUUCCCUGAGAUCAUCAUGCCCGUCUGGAUGAUCGCCAUGAAGUAGACCAGACUCUAGAACGCUUGAUGGUUGGAGCUCCUGGAGCUGGAUCCACGUGUUGGUCCUCUGGUGAAGAAGAAGUCUAGAAGUCUAGGGAAACCACAACAGUGUCAUCGGGAGAUAAAUCCUCAUAAGUUCACGGAGACGGCAGGUCUUUUUUUAACUCGGCACAGGAAAGAAUUAAAGCUUUUCUACGUCUACAGAAGCUCUGCACGUCCACAAACAGACGGAUUUACUGUCAGCCGACCACCUCCGGAGGUUUCUGUCCUGGUGACAUUAAAGAGAAGAGCUGUGGGUGAAGCUGCUUCCUGUCUGCACCGCCAACAUCUCUGCAACAACAUGUGGAUUCAGACGCUUUCUCCCCUCAGUGCAUCAUUUGUUUUUGACUAAAUCCAACAUGUUGCAGCACAAGUUUGAUAUAAAAAUGCAUCUCAGUAAAUUAGAAUCUGAUGGAAAAGUCCAUUUCCAGUAGUUCAAGUCAACCAAGUAUUGAGUCAUAUAGAUGACAAACUGUUCAGAGGACAACAUUUUAUAUAUUAAACAGACUUUUGACAUGUGUUUUCUUCAGUUGCAGACUUUAAAAUUGGUCUUUUGUAAUAACCCUAACCCUAAUUUAUAUUUUUAUAUUUGUUUUUAAACACAGAUAUACAUAUACAGAAAAUGUUUUUACAAACGUAUGUAGAACCUGAUAAUGCAAUAAAUUCCCGAUAAUGUAAUAAAAAUCUGCACUUGAGUCCAUUGAAAAUGUAAUAAAACCUGAUAAUGUAAUAACUUCCCGAUAAUGUAAUACACUUUUUUACCAAUAAUGUAAUAAAGUAUAACAUUAAUGGAAGGUUUUUGAUCAAAUCAAAGAUGGCAGAAAAUCCAAUAUGGCCGAAAACCACCAUUGAGGAUGCAUUGAGCUGGGAUUGGCCCAAGGGUU
This is a messenger RNA of Centropristis striata (black sea bass), 2034 nucleotides long. It is a transcript of the gene ntmt2, whose product is annotated as N-terminal Xaa-Pro-Lys N-methyltransferase. Gene Ontology annotation, biological process: N-terminal protein amino acid methylation. NCBI's taxonomy places the organism in Eukaryota, Metazoa, Chordata, Actinopteri, Perciformes, Serranidae. Gene Ontology annotation, molecular function: N-terminal protein N-methyltransferase activity. The record is from RefSeq and is a predicted model, not a curated record. The transcript is spliced from 5 exons. Gene Ontology annotation, cellular component: cytoplasm. Bases 231 to 1118 code for a protein of 295 amino acids.